AUGCUUGGGAUUAUAGCAUCUUUUGUUGAUAAACCUUUCAUAUUCAAUUUUAGCGAUGAAGAGUCACCUGUGUCGCUUGUGAAGUUACAUGUUAUAGCUGACAAAGAGGAAGGUUGGAUUCAAGUGGUGUCAUCAAUAGUAAAUGUGAUACCCCUUGAAGAUCCUUUUGGGCCGUCGGCUAUAACAAUCCUCCUUGAUGACUGUCCACUACCAUCCAGGGAUGCAGUGAUUAAGGUGACAAAGCUGCUACGGCUCUCUUCGCAGCGCGCAACAGCACGCGAGAUGAACGUACGCGUCGAACGCAACAUCUGUGUCGUUCUCGGCUGCAUAGCUGAGAAGCUAGCCGGGCCCAACAGCGUCGCUAUAUUCACCGAAGCUACUCUCGAUUACUUGCUGACGUUCUUAAUAACGCGUCGCGAGCCGUGCAUCGUUCUGUUUGCGCUGAUCGCCCUCGAGAAGUUCGCGCACACGACAGAGAACAAGCUGAACAUCAAGAGUCGGCUGGAGAAGGAGGCCGAGAACCCGCUGCUGGUACUGGAGACGUACGCGGACUGCGACGACGAAAUGUGGCGCCAGGUCGGCUUCUGCGCGAAAUGGGCCCUCGACAAUCUCUUCAUCGUCGAAGGGCGCAAGCUGUCGUACGAGCGCACGGACAUGUCCGACAUAAACGUGAUCCUCAACUGCCAAGACGUGAGCGAGUACCUGAAGAUAUGCAGCAGCGGCCUGGAGGCCCGCUGCGACUCGUACUCCUUCGAGAGCGUCCGCGCCACGCACCGGGUGGACCAAGGCUGCUGGUACUACGAGGCCAGCAUUAUCACGCCGGGGGUCAUGCAGAUCGGCUGGGCCACCAAGAAUAGCCACUUCCUGAACCAUCAGGAGGGCUACGGUAUUGGGGACGAUCUGUUCUCCCUGUCGUACGACGGGUGCAGGAGGCUGAUAUGGCACAAGGCGAGGCCGUCGCCCGUGGAGGAGAUGCCGCCGUGGCAGCCGGGGGACGUGCUGGGCUGCCUCAUCGACCUCAACAAGAGGGAGGUGGUCUUUUCGCUGAACGGCGCCACGCUGCAUCCGUGCAGGGAGCUGUUCGAGACUGCCCGCUACGGGUUCUUCGCGGCCGCGAGCUUCAUGGCGUUCCAGCAGUGCCGGUUCAACUUCGGCCACGAGCCGUUCAAGUUCCCGCCGACGGACCGCGCCUACUUCAGCUUCAACGAGCACGCCUACCUCUCGGCAGAGCAGAAGAAGAUCAUUCCGAGGAGACUGUUCUUGGAGCAGCUGCGGUCCUCGAGCAUCGAUGAGAACGCCUGCACGCUGUGCUACGACGACACAGCCUGCUGCGUGCUGGAGCCGUGCGGCCACGGCGGCUUUUGCGCCGUUUGCACCGCACAACUGAAGGAGUGCCCGCUCUGCAGGGCGGACAUCCUGAACGUCCGGCGUGAGGACACA
Molecule: messenger RNA, 1440 nt
Organism: Iphiclides podalirius (scarce swallowtail)
Lineage: Eukaryota; Metazoa; Arthropoda; Insecta; Lepidoptera; Papilionidae
Source: the annotation of a GenBank genome assembly